This is a messenger RNA of Drosophila persimilis, 1930 nucleotides long. RefSeq names its product guanine nucleotide-binding protein-like 1 (gene Ns4). The transcript has 4 exons. The record is from RefSeq and is a predicted model, not a curated record. Gene Ontology annotation, molecular function: GTP binding; GTPase activity. Lineage: Eukaryota; Metazoa; Arthropoda; Insecta; Diptera; Drosophilidae. The coding region runs from base 95 to 1828 and encodes 577 amino acids.
AAGAGAAGCCGCAAUAACAUUUAAUCAGAAUUAAAUUAAUGAAAUUUAGAGAGCUACAGAAGCAUAGGAAACCAAACGAAAUUAACAUUCCGCAAUGCCACAGCAGAGACGCAAGGUAGCCUUUAGCGGCAAGAAGAAGAAGGAUCAGAUGUUGCAAAAACGCAACACAAAAGGUCCGCCCAAGUAUUUACGCAGUGCCCAGGAGUCCUACGAGGACAGCGAUGUGCCCGAAACGACGCGGAAGCUCAUGGAGCAGCCGUUCGCUCGGGGUGGAAAUCGCAACAAGAAUGUGAAUCGUUACAAUUUACAAUUCUACCAGGAGGGCAAGAAGGAACUGGAGCAGCUGAAGCUGGAGGGCUUCAAGCCCCUGCAGUCACUCAGUCCCACGGAGCGCGAAAUCGAUGAGCGCUACUUUGCCGGCUGUGAUUUUCCCCUGCGUCCGGCCUGGAGUUUGUCGAGCACCAAAGAACAGCUGGACCGCUGUGAGAAUCGUUACUUUAAGGAUUAUGUGGACGGGCUGCAAAAGAAGCAACGCAGUGGUGACACCAAGGAACUCUCGCUGUUCGAACUGAAUCUGGAAACGUGGCGUCAGCUCUGGCGUGUUCUUGAAUUCUCGGACAUACUGCUCAUCAUUGUGGAUGUGCGUUAUGCCACCCUGAUGUUCCCACCCUCCCUGUACGACUACAUCAUCAACACACUGAAAAAGCAUGCUAUUGUGGUCUUCAACAAGGUUGAUCUCGUCGAACCACAGGUGGUUGUGGCCUGGCGUGCGUACUUUCAGGAGCGCUAUCCCCAGCUGCCGAUCGUUAUGUUUGCCUCGUUCUUGCCACGCUCUCGCAAGGGCUGCCAGCGUGGUCCACAGGCCCACAAGCGCAGCAUGGAGGGUGUCUACAACAUUUAUCGCGAGUGCCAGCGCUAUGUCCAGUCGGAGGUGGAUCUGUCCGCCUGGGAGCAGAAGAUACGCGAGGAUAUGCGGAGCGAUCAGCUGGACAUUCUGGAAGAUGUGGCAGCCGCCGUGGAAGGUGAGCUGAAAAUCAGCAGCAGCAUCGAUACCACGCCCCAUGAGCAUGUCAAAUAUCACAGUGGCGUCCUUACCAUCGGCUGCAUUGGCUUUCCGAAUGUCGGCAAGUCCUCGCUAAUCAAUGCCCUCAAGGGGCGCAAGGUGGUAAGCGUUAGUCGCACUCCCGGACAUACCAAACACUUUCAGACCAUAUUCCUGACACCACUCGUACGGCUCUGCGACUGUCCCGGCCUAGUCUUUCCCUCGACUACGCCAAAGUGCCUGCAAGUGCUGCUUGGCAGCUUUCCCAUCUCCCAGCUGUCUGUGCCCUAUCGCUCCCUGAAGUUUCUCGGCGAGCAUGUGAAUCUGCCGGAACUGUUGCGUCUCCAAUUGCCCGAAGACUAUGACGAGUGGUCGGCUGUGGCCAUUUCCGAUGCCUGGGCCUACAAGCGAGGCUUCCUAACGGCUAAGGCGGCCAGGCCGGAUCGCUAUCGGGCCGCAAAUCACAUUCUGCGCAUGUGCCUGGCCGGACAGCAGCAGCUGGUGCUGCAGUUCUAUCCGCCAGGGUAUGAGGCGCGCCGCGAGCACUGGCUGCAGCAUCCCGAUGUGCCGGAGGUCAAGAAGUACCAACAAGUGGAGCUGCAAGAUGAGCCAGAGAGCGAGACCAAUGGCGAUACCUCCUCCGUUUGCUCGGAUACUGCUGAUAGCGAGGACGAAGACGAGGACAGCUCCAACGAUGAGACUAAUGCCGACGAGGACUCGUGCGCCAUCGAGGAGGAUGAGGCACCACGUUCGCGCAAUGUAUUUGCCCUACUCGAAGACGAAUAAUAAUCCUUCGAACAAACACACAUAAUUUAUUUUUGAUUAUACAUAUAUUUUUUGGUAAUAUACCAUUCGACUAAUGAACCACAAUAAAAUGGAAUUAAAUUA